Molecule: messenger RNA, 1987 nt
Organism: Pseudomyrmex gracilis
Lineage: Eukaryota; Metazoa; Arthropoda; Insecta; Hymenoptera; Formicidae
Product: flavin-containing monooxygenase FMO GS-OX-like 4
Exons: 7
Coding region: 533-1831 (432 amino acids)
Molecular function (GO): NADP binding; flavin adenine dinucleotide binding; N,N-dimethylaniline monooxygenase activity
Source: RefSeq, a predicted model, not a curated record
CUGAUUAUAAGCUGGUCGCGAUUUCAUCAGAAGAAUAUGUAUGCAUACGUGACUCUCUCACGUAGAAAGAAAUUUUUUCCAUAUUCACGCUAGUUAGUUAAAAGCGUGGGGAGAGCAACUAGCAUGGUGCAAUAAGUGGACUUGCUUUCGUCUGGUCAGUCUUAAUUCAGCUUUUGAUCGAGUCAGUUCGCCCAAUCGUUCGUAGUGAUUUUUUGUGCCAAGUGCUGGCAAUUUAACUUUUACACUUCUCGCUUGUUAUUUGCUGAAAACAAAUUUCUCUGUCAGAUAGAGCUUUAAAGCUCGUCACGCUUUGCGUUACAAUUGUGUUGAUAAACAAAGAUUAGAAGUGAUAGUAUUAAAGAGAGAUAGUAUUAGAAAAUUGUACUUAAUUGAUUGCUAAUAGUAUUACUCUACGAAAUAAGAAACUGCAGUAAUUAUUUAAGAGAGAUUAUUUUAUAUAACACUUUCACGACAAGUCUCAUUGGAGAAAAGGAACAUAAAGUCGCGGAAGUAGACUUGCCGUCGAGGAAGUAUGCCAAGCAGUAAGACAAGAAUCGCUAUUGUGGGCGGUGGAGUAGCUGGUUUGGUGGUGCUUCGUCAUGUUCUAUCCAAGUUGGAUACUUACAAUCCCACCCUGUUCGAACAGACCGAUCAGAUCGGUGGUACGUGGGUUUAUACCGACGAAACGGACGUCGACAAGCACGGAUUGAUGAUCCACAGCAGCAUGUACAAGAAUCUUAAAACAAACUUGCCGAAAGAAGUGAUGCAAAUACCUGACUUUCCCUUUCGGGAUCAGGAGGGUCCGUCUUUCGUUCAUCACAGCGUGAUACGGGAAUAUCUCUUGGACUACGCUAACCAUUUCGAUCUCCAUCCGUACAUUAAACUCAGCACAUUGGUGAAGCACGUGGAGCCGGAAACUCUGAAAAACGGUCAAACAUUAUGGACGCUGACGUACGUGGAUCUAGAGACCAAAGUAGAAACCACGAAAACCUUUGACGCCUUGGUUCUGUGCAAUGGUCAUUACACUGUCGGUCAUGUUCCGCAUAUUCCAGGUAUCGAUAGUUUCCGCGGUAAAUGCAUCCACAGCCAUCAGUACAGAAUGCCGGAGAUUUUUGCCGGUCAGAAGGUCUGCAUACUCGGCGCGUCCUGGUCCGGCAUCGAUAUCGCCCUCGAAGUGUCGGAAUACGCUGACAAAGUGUAUCUGAGCCAUAAUCUGUCGGAAGUCGACUCGAAGCUGCCGAGCAACGUCGAGCAGAGACCCGGAAUCGAAUCCAUCAAAGAAAACGUCUUCAUCUUCCGCGACGGAUCCACGGAGGAAGUGGACAGUUUCAUAUAUUGCACUGGUUACGAGUUCACGUAUCCCUUUAUGUCGGCUAAAGUUGAGAUACGUACGAACGAUAACCACGUCGAACCAAUUUACAAGCAAUUCGUUCACAUGGAUUACACAAAUUUGUUCUUCAUGGGUUUGCCAGCGUAUGUGGUGCCGUUCCCGAUGUUCUAUAUUCAGGCGCAAUACAUUCUCGGAAUUCUCGAAGGUCGCAUUCAACUGCCGUCGCCGCAACAAAUGCGCAAGGAAUUCGAGGCCGAGAAGCAGUCCUUGGUGGACCAAGGCAUUCCGCUGAGAUACAUCAACAAGCUCAAAGACAAGCAAUGGGCUUACUAUGAUGAAAUAACGGCCGCUGCUAAGAUACCGAGUUUCCCGCCGGUGAUCAGGAUGAUCUACGACCACGUCAGUAAAAUGCGCGAUAUUAACUUCACUACUUACAAGAAUUACAAAUAUCGCAUCAUCGACAGCGAGAAUUUUAGCGUGUGUUAUUACAAGCCUUGUUAGGGUUUACGCAAAGAAGAUGUAAAAAGCGAAUGUAAUCUUAUCGCAAAAUAAGUUACAUGGGUUCAAAAGAGCUUCGACGAGCAGUGAUGAAAGAUUUGACCGGCCAGCACCAAGAGUGGGAGCCACUGGGAGACGCACACAAGCGAGAACCGCCGU